This is a messenger RNA of Acyrthosiphon pisum (pea aphid), 1481 nucleotides long. RefSeq lists its product as uncharacterized. The transcript has 5 exons. The record is from RefSeq and is a predicted model, not a curated record. Lineage: Eukaryota; Metazoa; Arthropoda; Insecta; Hemiptera; Aphididae. Bases 591 to 1292 code for a protein of 233 amino acids.
GAUUUUGUACGUCCGUAGCAACGGAACCAACAAUAUACAAAGUACGACCCAGUAUGGUCGUAUACUACAAAUAUUUAUUUGGUCGUAGUAACUUCAUAUUAUUUUCUAUUGUCGCGAAUGAACUAUUAAUUUAAAAAAGUUAAAAUAUGUUACGUGUUAAAGAACUGCAGAAUGCAUUGACCGAGACCCGGGUUCAAUUACAUGAAUUGAUGAGUGAAAAUAAAAUUUUGAAAAUUAUGGAAAAAAGGCAAGAGAAAGCCCUAUCAAAAUACGAGGGCACACAUGUUAAACUACCUCAGGUUAUUAAGUCGUACAGCGAAGACAUUCGCUCACUUCAGACUCGACUACAUUACAUGAAAAGCUCUUACAGAGAACUGGAAAACAAAACCAAUUGAUAAGUACUAAGCUAUUGGAUGUUCAAAAAAAACACAAACACUUGUUAGACUUGACCAAGAACAAGCAGCUCGGUGAGAGAGAAAAAAUUGUCCAAUCAACUUGAAGAAGCGGAAAACAUUAUUAAACAUCAAGAGACAAAAAUUCAGAAUUUAAUAAAACAAAUUGAACUUCUGAAUAAAAACCACCAAAACCAAAUGAACGUAGGGAUAAAUAAAGCAAAGGCUUUGCAACUAGAACUAAACCAUUUAAAGGAAACAAAUGACCAACUAGUAUCUAAGGUUGAAAAACUCAAAUAUCAGAGUUAUGGUGGAAGACGGAGCUACGUAUGUGCAUCAAACCAAAGUAUUGCACCACAAUCCAGGUCUACGGAAAUGUCUAAGAACUCAUUAUUAGUUAAUGUCGUUGGCGUCGUCGUUGAUCGAGUGGCAUCAACGGGAAUUCCCAGAAAGACGGGAAAACCUGAAUUGGUUCACGGUGAGUCCGAGAUCAGCGAUCACACCAAAGACCUCCAAAAAAAUCUAAUGAGGCAGGUGCAUGAGGAUGUGAUCAAUAAACCAAACAUGUUGGCAAACUAUAAAAUGGAAUCAUGCAACUCAUGUGGUGAUUCGAAAGAUUUGAAUUUUGGAAUUGCUGAACUGAUGAAGAAAAAAGAUAUAUCAGACGCAUGCGAUGAAAGUAUAAUGCAGCAGAUUGAACCUGAUGUAGCUGGGAAUCCUUUUUCAUUGUCCAACGUUCAUGGAAUGAAAUCGACCAGGGAAGAUCAAUCGAUAACAAACUUGAGAAACAAUAAUGAUGAAGAAUUAAUUAAUGCCGGAGAAGUUAACUUGCAGAAAGAUAAUUCGUCCUCAGACGAUGAUGAUACGAGCAGUGUAUCAUCUGUUAGUGAUACUGAUUAAUAGAUAUAUUAUUAUCUCCGCCGUUUCAUUUCAGUUUUAUAGAUUUUGAGCGAAAAGAGGAAUGUAUAUUGCUGUGAUGGUUUUACAGUGUUAUAGUUACGUUAAGUAAGAAAUAUUUGUCUAAAAAUAGUCCAAAAAUUUCAUUUGAUCUCAUUCAUUGAUUAAAAAUAUUAUUCAGUUAUCUACUAA